Camelus dromedarius (Arabian camel) is the source of this 1062-nucleotide messenger RNA. Its product is annotated as basic salivary proline-rich protein 1-like. NCBI's taxonomy places the organism in Eukaryota, Metazoa, Chordata, Mammalia, Artiodactyla, Camelidae. The transcript has a single exon. The coding region runs from base 1 to 1062 and encodes 353 amino acids. The record is from RefSeq and is a predicted model, not a curated record.
AUGUGCUGUUUGUUCCGAGCUCGCCUCGCGCACGGUGAGAGUCGCGGCGGCGGGAUUAACGGAAGAUUCCUGCAGGGGGAGAAGAGAAACACAGUCAGCGCUCCGGCGGCCCCGGGCCCGGCACCUGGGGAGGGAGACACCCUGGACACGCGCGCCACGGGCGCCAAAGACACCCGCGCGGACGGGGCUGGGGCACCACCCCGGGGGACCGGGGACCCCACCCCGAGGGAACGGGGACUCCACCCGGGGGAACGGGACCGCACCCGGGGAAAAGGGGCCACCCCGGAGAACGGGACCCCCACCCUGGGGUAUGGGGCACCCACCCUAGGGUCAGAGCACACACCGCGGGGACCCCGGCGCCCACCACAGGCUCGGGACGCCGGGAAGCGGCAGGCGCCCCCCGAGGGUCCCGCGGCCCCAAUUGGGCGGAAGGCGACACGGGAGUCUCCGCGGGCCCCAACUACCCCCCAGAGGCCGUCGCGCUCCCGGCCCCGCCACGUCCCCCCGGGUCCUCGCCGAGGCCGGCGGCGCCGGGGGGCGGGCAGGCGGGCCGGGGCUGCUCCUGAAGGGGGAGCCUGGACGCGCCCACCCCGCCCUCCGCCUCCUCCCGGGCUCGGCGCUGCCCCCUACAGGCCGCAGGGCCCUCCCCGGCGCCCCCAACCCACCGCGAGCCGCUCGGCUCCCGCUCGAGGUCGCCGCCGUCGCGGCUGCUCUCUCCCGGCCGGCUCAUCCGGCCGCGGGAACCUCGCCGCCGAGCGGACGGCGACUGGCGGCGGCCGCGGGCCCUGGAGACUCCGGGGCCCCCAGAGCUGCGGCAACUGCCAAUUACCCUCCCCGCGCCCCGAGGGGCAACGACCGCGCAGGCCGCGGGGCCGCACGGAGGUCCGGGGCUCGGGGCUCCGCCGCUGUGCCCCCUCCAACCCCCGCCCGGCGCGGGACUGGUUCCCCUCCCGCCAGCUCGGGGAGAGGCCCUCCGGACGUUCCCCUCUGGGCUUCCCCAGUGGGUCAGACCCACUUCUCAUACAGAAACCAAUUCCGCCCCUUUGGGCUCCUGAACUGUGA